Molecule: messenger RNA, 6268 nt
Organism: Sceloporus undulatus (fence lizard)
Lineage: Eukaryota; Metazoa; Chordata; Lepidosauria; Squamata; Phrynosomatidae
Gene: SEMA4A
Product: semaphorin 4A
Exons: 15
Coding region: 1483-3870 (795 amino acids)
Biological process (GO): semaphorin-plexin signaling pathway; negative chemotaxis; negative regulation of axon extension involved in axon guidance
Molecular function (GO): semaphorin receptor binding; chemorepellent activity
Source: RefSeq, a predicted model, not a curated record
GGUCAGAUUUGCAAAAGCUAUGGGCAAGGAAGAACAGAUCUGCAAGGCAAGGCUGCCGCCGCAGUUUGCUUUUGCCUUGGGAAGGGCAAGGUUUGGCCACCUUCUUUCCUCCCUUCAUUGCUGCAAAUGCCUUUUGCACUCUGGAUCCUGUUUGCAGCAAUUGAAGCUAUAAUGUUGAAGUCAAAGGGGGAAAGUAGGAGGAAGAGAAGAGGGAAAUUAGGAUGUUUUAAAAGCAGUUGUAAAAGUAGGAAGGCAGAGGAUGAAGGGCACUUGGAGGGCAUGGUUUUGUGGUGACCAAAUUGGCGCAGAGGCCUUGGGAGAUUUUCAGGACCCGAAAGCUGUUUCAAAUGCUUCCUUGCUUUGGGUUCUUUUCCAAGCAGAGGCUUCUUCUUCUUCUUUCCCAGAAACAGCCACAAAACUUCCCCUCUGCUUUUGGGCGGCUGCCUUUUUCCAGCUGCUCUUCAUGAACUCUGAGCCGGAUCACAAGGCAAGAGAGAUGGGAGCUUGGCACAAACAUUUCGGAGGGAGAGACGCUGGCCUCGCAACCUCUCCCUUUUUCGGAUUUAACUGUUCCUUUCACACCCGGCUUUGGAAGUCAUUUCCAAGAAGCCGCUCUCAGCUUUCUGUGCAAGAAGUUACUUUCCCUUGCAAGCCAGGGAAGAAGAGCCAGGUUUUGUUGCAAGAGCAACACAUUUCCUUUCCUUUAAUGCAGCAAACAGUACUUCCAGCUAUCAAGUUGUCUUUCAAAAGCAAAAGUGGGCCUGCAGACACUUUCCCCCCAGUUUCUUUCCCUCUUUCUCUUCCCCAUGUAUUUGUCAACACAAGAGUCACAAAAAGUAACUUAGGGAAGCAAGAAGGAGGUUCUUCAUCAGCAGAAUGUUUAAAGGAAAUGGGUCAGUUAAAACAACUCAGAAGUAACAAGUAACGGCAACACAUUUGUAAAGCACUUAUUCCAUGUUAGAUGUUGGAAGAUUGUCAAAAUACACAGCAGUACCCUUUGCAAAAAGGGUUUGAGAACUGCUAGAAAAUGCCGCAUGUGGCAUGGCACCAGACUGCUUUUCCCUGGGUUUUCUUGGCAAGAUUUCUCUGGAGGGGGUUCCCUUCUUCAGAGGCUGAGAGAGUGUGCUUUGCCCAAGGAGAUCCCCAGUCGGUUCCCACGGCUGACUGGGAACUGAACCCUGGAGUCCUGGCCCAAGACUGACACUGGUUCAACACUGCAAUAAAGAGAGAGAAGAGGGACUUCCCCAGGUCCUGCAAUGAGGAACAGGAGCACCUUGCUCUCCUUUCCAAGGCCUGCCCCGUCCUUCCCGCAUCCUGACCUGGGAAGGGAGAAGCAAGGCCUCCCCAGGAGCAUGAGACCCUGCAGAAGCCUGCAGCCCUCCUUCGUGUGUCAGAUCUCCUCUCUUGCUGCCCGCGUAACCGCACCCAAGCACCCUUUGGCCUUUCUCAGCGUCGCGGGCUUCCACCUGCAGACGGCCAGCCAUGAAGCCCGGCUGGUCCUUCCACCUCCUCUGGCCCUUCCUGGCCUUUUCGCUCGCUCUGGCCACGGACCUGAUGCCACGGAUGACCUUCCGGAGAGGGGACUCCAGCCGGCUGAUCACCUCCUUCAGCCGAAAGGGGGUCUUCAACUAUGACACUUUCCUCCUGAGCCAAGACGGGGGGACCCUCUAUGUUGGGGCCAGAGACACCAUUGUGGCCCUCGAUAUCAGCAACCCAGACUCCAUCCAGCUGAAGGGCGAGAUCCCAUGGAGUCCCACUGCCGGGAAGAAGGAAGAGUGUGUCUUCAAGAAGAAAAGCAACGAGACCGAAUGCUUCAACUUUAUCCGGAUCCUGGUGCCGUUGAAUGAGACGCACCUCUACACCUGUGGAACGUACGCCUUCAGCCCCACCUGCGCUUACGUGGACCUGGAGAAUUUUACUCUGGUGAGUGAUGCCAACGGUCAGCCUCUCCUCCAGGAAGGGAAGGGCCUCUGCCCAUUUGACCCCCGGCACCAGAACACCGCCAUCAUUGUGGAUGGCGAACUUUACACAGGCACCAUGAACAAUUUCCAAGGGAACGAGCCCAUCAUUUCCCGCACCAUGGGCAGCCGGACGGUUUUGAAGACGGACAGCUUCCUUACCUGGCUGCAUGCCGAUGCAGCCUUUGUGGCUUCUUUCAACAUCCCCUCUCCGCCGGACGAUGACAAAGUCUACUUCUUCUUUGAGGAAACGGCCAAGGAGUUUGACUUCUUUGAGAAACUGACCGUCUCCCGGGUGGCCAGGGUCUGCAAGAACGACGUCGGAGGGGACAAGGUUCUGCAGAAGAAGUGGACCACCUUCCUGAAAGCCCAGCUCUCCUGCACCCAGCCGGGGCAGUUCCCUUACACCGUCCUCCAGCACAUCUUUGCCUUGCCCCAGCCAGAAGGAGGCGCUCUCUUCUAUGGGGUCUUUGCUUCCCAAUGGCAAGCUGGAAAUCUUGGGAGUUCUGCCGUCUGCGCCUUCAGCCUCGACGCCAUCAAGAAAGCCUUUGAGGGCAAAUACAAGGAGCUGAACAAGGACUGCUCCCGAUGGAUGACCUACAGCGGUCCGGCCAUGGACCCCCGUCCCGGCAGCUGCGCAGUGGGUCCCUCCUCCGACAAGGCCCUGACCUUCAUGAAGGACCACUUCCUGAUGGACGAGAAAGUGAUGCCCACCCACAACCGGCCCCUCCUGGUCAAGCACAACGUGAAGUACACCCGGAUCGCGGUCCACCAGACCCAGAACGCCUCCGGAGCCCCUUACCAUGUUGUCUUCAUGGGGACAGACAAGGGGUUUCUCCACAAGGCAGUGGCCCUCGGAAGCGGCGCCCACAUCAUCGAAGAGGUCCAGCUCUUUGAGAAGCCGGAGGCUGUCCGGAAUCUGCUCCUCUCGCCCGAAAAGGGCAUCCUCUAUGUGGGCUACUCCAAAGGGGUCCUGCAGGUCCCCCUUUCCAACUGCAGCAUGUAUGCCACCUGUGCCCACUGCAUUUUGGCACGGGAUCCAUAUUGCGCUUGGGACGGACGCCAGUGCAGAGACCUCUGGGACGAAGGGGCACAGAACAGGACUGAGUGGCUGCAGGACAUUGAGAUGGGGAAACCGGAGCCCCAUUGCCAGCGUAAGACUGGGAAGGGCCGGGCAGCACCCCGUGUGAGGAACGACCCCGAGGGCACCCUGAUGAAAGUCCUGAACCCUCCCCUGAACUCCAUGGUGAGGCUCUCCUGCCCUCAAGCCUCGGCGCUGGCCAACUACUCCUGGAAGUACCCAGCAGAGAAGAUGGCGGAGGGGCUGGUGGUGGAAGAGGAGAAGGCCUUGGUGGUCAUCGUCCAGAGGGACACUUCGGGGACCUACGAGUGCUGGGCCAACGAGAAUGGCUACCGGCACCCAGUGGCUCUCUACCGCAUCUCCUCGGAGGGCACCGAGGCGGCCAGCGCUCUGGAGAAGACCCCGCAACACCGGGCACAGCCAGUGGGCGAGCACCGUUCCUACUGGGUCCAGUUUGUCACCGUGACAGUGCUGCUGUCCAUGACUUUAGCCGUGGCCGUGGCUUUGGGGUUCUUCUCCUACCAUGACAAGCUGAAAGCCAAGAGCAAAGUCCAGGGGUGCAGCAUCCCCGAAAGCAGCAAGGGCUCUUCCAGCCAGGAGAAGGUGCCCCUCAAUGGCAGCCAGAGCCCUGCUCUUCCUCCUCCAUUGCAAGACACUGAGCGCCAGCCAGAAGGGGGUCCCUCUGUGGAGAACCGCGACGACGGCACCAAGUCCUGCUGCGUCGAAGUCGAAGGUGGCUUCCAGGACAUUGAUGUCGACAACAACCGCUUGAACCCUGGACCAGCCAGCGGGGAGGAGGCCCGAGGGGCCACGGCUGUGGUGGGCAUCUAGACGCCGUUGCCAUCUUCCGGGAGCAACCUUUCCAGAGAAAACCGGAUUGCAGGCAACCUGAAGAGAGAACCAAAUGCUCAAGGGCUAACUGUGGCCAUCUUUCAAAACACCAAGAGAAAACACAAGACCUAGUGUUCUGGUUUCCGGUUCCUUUUUUCUCCCUCCUCUUCUUGGACACGUUUGGACAGAUGCCCACCAUUUGUGCAUCUUCAGGGGUCUGCCCACCCUUUCACCCUCCUUCUCUAGGGCCCCUUCCCAGUGUUUCCAUUGUAGUCUCUCCACCUGUUUCCUCCACAAUUCUCACCAGGAGAGGUUUUCCAAGGGCAAAUCCGUCCUCUCCCCAGUUUGGAGAUGCUUUGGACGGAGGAGAUGGGGUGGCCAGGCUGUGGGGCAGGAUCAGGGCCACCUGUGUUGGCUUUCCUCCUUGGCUUCUAUGGGGAGAUCCAAGGGUGUGAAGUUAGUGGGUUUCGUGCAUCCCAGAAACAAGAGAAAGGGCUACCAGAAGGAAAGGGAGGAAUGGGGUUUUUUUUGAGAGGUUGAGCCAGUUUUCAGUCAGUUUUCAGGACUUCUGGGGACAAGGGGGUGGGUUUGGGAAAGAGAAGCAGCCCUCUUCCACAAGGCAAGGUGAAUCCAGAGGGCAAGAGAAGGAGCAGAGCUUGACCCACUGGGCACCUUCUCCUUGUAGUGACCAAGAGGAGUCCUCCCUGUUUGCUUCUGUGGUUGUGUCGCCAGUGUGCAACUCAGGUGCUCAUCCACUUUGGGUUCAGGGGUUGCGGAGGCGGGAUGACGGCUGGGGGUUCCUGCAUCGUCCUCCAGCGAGAUCCCACUUUGCUCUGCCAUGCUUUGAGGAACCCCAAAGAGCCAUUCACUGCCAGGGUGUUGUGCUUUUUCGCAAAGCAUGACACCCAAACCCUGUGCCAAGGAAGACAGAAUGCUGCUCUGCCGGCAUAAUGUCUUGUCUCCCCCCCCCCGACAGAGCUGAUGUGCUUGCUAUUGUUUGGCCUCAUGGAUGGUGGUUUUAGGGUCAGGUUUAGGGUUAGGGAGCGGCGUGGGGGAAUCGAAGCUAUGCAAAGCCCCCAAGUGCAGGAACCCCCACCCCAAGCCCAGCCCUUUCCCCGGAGGCCUUGCUCUGCCACCAAGCCUCCUUUGGCUUUGGAGGUUUCCCUCAGUCUUCGCCAUCUCCUCUGCAGAGUCCCAAGGGCGAGGGACUUUGUGACUUUGCAGCCAGAAGGGACUUGCUUUCCUUUCUCCCCCCAAAUGCACACUAUUUGGCAGCAACAGUGCCAAUGAAUCCCCUGCCGCCCCAUUUUCCCAGCUGCUUUUAAACUGUCCUCAGCUUGUUCCAAAAUAGCUGCAAAACUGAGUCCAAAGUGCAAAAGGAGUUUGUGCUCCUCCAUGAACGAAAGGGGCGUAGAAUAUGUCCCUCCCCAGUUGGCUCAGGCUCCUGGCUUUGCACAAUCUUCCUCAUUCCUAACGUCUGCCAUAUUGACCGCCCUCCAGUCUCGCUUGGCCAUCGUGGCUCUUGUCUCUUGUCAAACUUUGCAGGAUAUAUGAUGCAAACCUUCAGAACGAGACUAAGGACUUUGAAGUUUGGGUCUGGGAGCGGAGUUCGAGUCCUGCUGCUUCCUUCCUGGACCUAGAAAUCUGCUACUACACAGUAUUUGUUUCAAUGCCACAUUGUUUUGUAUUGUCAGAGGGGGGAUUGAGGGCCACAAAGUGGCAUGUGGCUGUUGCUCCUCAUUGGUUUUAAAGAAGCAUUCCUUUGGAUGGGGGGCUUCCGCGUGGGACCCCUGUCAAGUGUUUGAAUUCAAAGACUUUGCUUUCAGCACUGCCACCGAAGGGCUCUGUGAUGUGCUUGGCUUCGUCCGGCCUGAGUUUGCAAGAUGUGGCUCUGUGACUUUGUGGCUGCAUGGACUCCCCCAGUCCUCCUUUUCCUCCUCCCAAAAAGGGGUCUCACCUGCGGGACCUUUGCCGCCUUAGAUGUCCUCCUAAACAUUGCAAGAAGCCUGCCCUGGGAAAGGAAAAUGUAACUUCUCUGCCUGCGGAGAGGGUUUGGGAUGCAAAGGCCCCCUUGCCAAGCCCCCCUCCUGUGUGCGUCUGCAUGGGUCUUUGUAUGCGCGCGCGCGCGUGUGUGUGUGUGUCCUUUUAUGCACAAGGGCAAUGCUCUGAAGGGUGGGAUUUAAACCCCCCCUCCCCAAAACAUGGUCAGUGUCAAAGGCUGGUUAAUCCUUGAUCAGUUUCCCAUUUCCUCCCCUUGGAAGGAAAAAGACCGGAAGGAAGCAAAUGUGUGUGUGUGUGUGUAUAAUAAUAAUAAUAAUAAUAAUAAUAAUAGGUUUUAUUUAUAUGCCGCCCAGCCAGUCAUCCCUGGGAACCCGAGCGGUUUACAACAGAGGGGAAA